GGAAAGUUUUGUUACAAAAAAACCCCACUUCUUCUUUUUUAUUUAUCAUUUUUCUCAUCAUUUGAUUUAUAGAUUUAUAGAAUAACAAAGGGAUGGAAGUCAACAGUACAAAAAGCCUUUUUAAGGAUCUUAGAAAUUCAACCCUUACAUCAGGCUCAUAUCAACCAAACACAACAUACAGGAAGAAUCUCGUGGAACUAGAUCUUCAGAAUUUCAUAAACAACGACCUUCCAGUUACAUCUAUUCUUAGUGUUCUUUCGUUACUUGGAGUUAUCGGGAAUCUUCAUGCUAUUGUUAUAUUUCGUAGGUACCCGGUAUCUCCCGUUAAGAUUCUAAUAUUAUGGAUGGUUGUGAUUGAUUUCGUCACGUGUUUUAUCUGUAUUCCACUAGAACUGGUGCAGAUACGUUUCACUUUCACAUAUCCAUCCGAUGAAUUAUGCAAAUUUACUCGUUUUCUUACUCAUUAUACGAGUUUAACUGCCGGUACCUUUCUUAUCCUAAUAUCAGUCGAACGACGACAAAAAAUAUGCGCGCCAUUUCAGUGGCAAUUGUCUCUCAAAAGAGCAAAAAAAUUGGGGAUAGUUGUGAUACUAUUAUGCGCUUUGAUAUCUAUUCCGUCCGUGUUUUUAUACGGACUUUCAGAACGAAGUGUAAAUUUUGCAGGACUGGUUGGUAAAGGUUGUAUUAAUGUUCUGAAGGGAAAGACAGAGUCAAUGCUAAAAAAAUAUAGCUACGCCAUAUUGGUUUUGGUCGUCAGUUUUAUUGGAUUUUUUAUAUGCGCUGUCGCUUAUAUUCAGAUUGUCAAUGAAAUAAGAAAACAACUUCGAACAGAAAAGAACAGAACGAUACAGUUUUUAGACGGAAUCUCUAACAAUGAAGAUCCAACAUCCCCUGGACCAAUGACCAGAUCAGAGAGCCUUGCUCCAGGAACUUUGGAUCAGUUUACUUCCACAAUACAAGGAAGAAAAACGCUACAAAAGCGUUAUAAAGACUCAAAAACUUUGACUAUUAUGAUACUUAUAGCAACUGGAGUAUCCUACGCUGGUUUCAUUCUACAUGUCUCUGCUGUUAUCUUACGAACAGCAAUAACAAAGGAAGCAUUCGAAGGUAUACAAUCAAUACAUGCUGUUUUAAUUAGAGGCUAUUAUUUACAUAGUACACUUCAUCCAAUUAUAUACUUCAUUGUAGACAAACGAUUUAGGACUGAGUGUAAAAAUGUUUACAGAAGUAUAACAAUGUCAUUUUCUGUUGAUCAUGUUGAUAAAGAAUAAUAGUUAAACACU
This is a messenger RNA of Mytilus trossulus (common blue mussel), 1283 nucleotides long. RefSeq names its product neuromedin-U receptor 2-like. The transcript is spliced from 2 exons. Gene Ontology annotation, biological process: G protein-coupled receptor signaling pathway. The record is from RefSeq and is a predicted model, not a curated record. Gene Ontology annotation, cellular component: membrane. The coding region runs from base 93 to 1271 and encodes 392 amino acids. Gene Ontology annotation, molecular function: G protein-coupled receptor activity. NCBI's taxonomy places the organism in Eukaryota, Metazoa, Mollusca, Bivalvia, Mytilida, Mytilidae.